This is a messenger RNA of Kogia breviceps (pygmy sperm whale), 681 nucleotides long. It is a transcript of the gene ASCL1, whose product is annotated as achaete-scute family bHLH transcription factor 1. The record is from RefSeq and is a predicted model, not a curated record. Gene Ontology annotation, biological process: developmental process; regulation of transcription by RNA polymerase II. NCBI's taxonomy places the organism in Eukaryota, Metazoa, Chordata, Mammalia, Artiodactyla, Physeteridae. Gene Ontology annotation, molecular function: DNA-binding transcription factor activity, RNA polymerase II-specific; protein dimerization activity; RNA polymerase II transcription regulatory region sequence-specific DNA binding.
AUGGAGAGCUCUGCCAAGAUGGAGAGCGGCGGCGCAGGCCCGCAGCCCUUCCUGCCGCCCGCAGCCUGCUUCUUUGCCACGGCCGCGGCGGCGGCGGCGGCGGCGGCGGCGGCGGCGGCGCAGAGCACGCAGCAGCCGCCGCCGCCGCCGCCGCAGGCACCGCAGCUGAGCCCCGCGGCCGACGGCCAGCCCUCAGGGGGCGGUCACAAGUCAGCGCCCAAGCAAGUCAAGCGACAGCGCUCGUCCUCGCCCGAACUGAUGCGCUGCAAACGCCGGCUCAACUUCAGCGGCUUCGGCUACAGCCUGCCGCAGCAGCAGCCGGCCGCCGUGGCGCGCCGCAACGAGCGCGAGCGCAACCGCGUCAAGCUGGUCAACCUGGGCUUCGCCACCCUUCGGGAGCACGUCCCCAACGGCGCGGCCAACAAGAAGAUGAGCAAGGUGGAGACGCUGCGCUCCGCCGUCGAGUACAUCCGCGCGCUGCAGCAGCUGCUGGACGAGCACGACGCGGUGAGCGCCGCCUUCCAGGCGGGCGUCCUGUCACCCACCAUCUCCCCCAACUACUCCAACGACAUGAACUCCAUGGCCGGGUCGCCGGUCUCAUCCUACUCGUCGGACGAGGGCUCCUACGACCCUCUCAGCCCCGAGGAGCAAGAGCUGCUCGACUUCACCAACUGGUUCUGA